Molecule: messenger RNA, 924 nt
Organism: Caenorhabditis remanei
Lineage: Eukaryota; Metazoa; Nematoda; Chromadorea; Rhabditida; Rhabditidae
Exons: 4
Coding region: 1-924 (307 amino acids)
Source: RefSeq, a predicted model, not a curated record
AUGAAAUCGCUCUUAUUUCUGUUUUUAUUAUGUGCUGGUGGAGCAGAUGCACUAUUUGGAUUCGGUGGAUCAAAGACAACAGUAGGACCGAAAAUCUCCCUUGGCUCAGAAAUAGCCGUUCCCCACACAGAUGACAAUCAAGAAACCGGGGAAAUCGUGAUCCCAUUCAAUGAUCCGAGUACUACGACUACAAAGAGAAACCGAGCGACCACUACUGAAUUGCCUAUACUGAGCGUCGGUGGAAUUGGUUUAGACCGUCCUCGAGGCACUGUUGAUGUCCGUGGAAUGACGAGCACAAUGAAUCCAAGGUUUACUGCUGCGACAAAAAGACUCCCCUCAUCCGACCGUAGCUCUUCUUCUGGGUGCCCCAAUCGAAUCGACGCUUACACAUUCGGUCCAGACUAUGAUUACGCAUUUUUCGAGUCAACUGUUUAUAUAUUAUCCAACAAUAGAAUCAGGGAGCGUAAACCAAUUUCCGAAGAAUUCCCUGAUGGUCCACAUGAAGUGAACGGAGCACUUUUCGAUCCAGAACGAGAGAUUUUGUGGUUAAUUUCCGAGAGAAGUGUGUAUGGAUACAAGGAGUCCUCGGGUGACUGGAAAUUGCAAUCAGUGUUUCCAAAAGAGUUGCCAUCCUCGGUGGCGUUCACUCCGGAUGCUGCAAUCAGGUGGCAUAAUAAGCAUCAGGUCUUGUUGUCGAACGGUGGAAAGUUUGCACUCUACGAUGAAUACUGGAACAAAUCUUUGAUGACAGGAAGAACCGAUAGCUAUUUUGAGAAUCUUCCCGACCGUGUCCGUGGCAUCUCCAUAUGGAACUCACGUGGUCAUGCCAACGUCUUCACGCAAUCUCUUGUGUUUGAAUACGAUUCGGAGAUGAAGAAAGUGACGGGCGAUGGAGUACCACUUGGCGAUUUUUGGAGAUGCUAA